GACGCUUCUCUUUAGAAGGAUGGACAAUAGCAUGCAUAAUGCCUGGCUGUGAAGAGAAGCUAAUGAGUAUCAGUGCUGGCCUUCAUCAAUACCUGCUCUUUACCCAUGUCAUUUUGAAGUGGUAGAUAAAGCAACAGGCUGCCUUGUGCACACACUGGGAAGAGGUGUGGUCAUGGCUGUUGAUUACAUGAAGGAAUGGAGUGUACACAGGACAGAGAGGGGGAAAGGGAGUGGAAGGACAGACAGAAACAGAGCACUGAAAGAAUUUGUGGGAAUUUCAAGGUGUGACAGUCUCACACCCCUGGCAGUUUGACUGGUUUCAGUAUGAAUAAUAAUCAGGCAAAUGGUCCCAUCUAUGAUAAUGUAGGGUUCCAGCAUGACGAACAAAGACCCCCUCCAUACAGCUCACAGCCCAGGGUAUACCCUUCCCUCCCACAAGAGACCCCCAGCUAUGUUGCCAGCACCAUCAACACCCACCACACCUCAACACCUGGAACAGCACAUAAUACGGAACAAAAGAAAGGAAUAAAGAAAUGUCACUGGAAAUCUAUCCUGUGUCUAUCUCUGUGUGUGCUUCUUAUCCUGGCGGUGAUCAGCCUCUUGCUCUGGUACUUCUUGUAUUACCAGUGUUUACUGGGAAAAUCAUGUAGAAGCGGUGGGAAGUGUCUGAGUCCCUCACAGUGGUGUGAUGGUGUCAGGGACUGUUCACAUGGAGAGGAUGAAUCUCAGUGCUUUCGCCUUUAUGGGACCAACUUCAUACUGCAGAGUUAUUCAUCAGACAGCCAGACGUGGAUGCCUGUAUGUGCAGAGAACUGGGACAACAGCUAUGGGAGAGCUGUGUGUGAGCAGAUGGGCUACAUGAGGCAGGAUUACGUGACCUACAGACAAACCAGUGCAGGUUCUUUGGCCUCCGAAGGAUACAUGAAGCUGAAGUCUGGGAGUAACCAUGACUCACAUAUGCAGUCACAGCUCACUCACAGCCAAAGUUGCUCAGCCAGAGCCGUCACACUUCAUUGUAUUGAAUGUGGACGGAGUUCAGCAGCCCCCAGUACUCGUAUUGUAGGUGGUACAGCGGCUGUAAAUGGAGCCUGGCCGUGGCAAGUCAGUCUUCAGAUUGUUGGUAUUGGACACGUUUGUGGAGGCUCCAUUAUCAGCCCUUACUGGAUCCUGUCUGCUGCACACUGCUUCCAAGAGUUCUCCAAUCCUCAACAAUGGAGGGUAUACUCUGGUGACGUGAGCUUGGUGAAAAUGAGCUAUGGCAAAACUGUUCAGAAAAUCAUCAGUCAUGACAAAUAUAACAGAGAAACUAGUGACAAUGAUAUUGCCCUACUAAAGCUUGACACACCUCUGACCUUUACAACAACAGUGAGGCCAGUGUGUCUCCCCAACGUUGACGUGAACCUCUCUUCUGAGCAUCAAGCCUGGAUCACAGGAUGGGGAGCCUUGCGCUCAUCUGGACCAUCCCCUGACAAACUAAAUCAGGCCCAGGUGACCAUUUACAGCAGGGAGACCUGUAACAGGCCUGAGGUGUUAAAUGGAGCAGUUACUCAGACCAUGAUCUGUGCCGGCAAACUGCAGGGAGGAGUCGACACAUGUCAGGGUGACAGUGGAGGACCCCUGGUGGUCAAGAAGGCAAAUGUAUGGUGGCUGGCAGGGGACACUAGCUGGGGAAUUGGAUGUGCUUGGAGGAACAAGCCAGGAGUCUAUGGCAAUGUAACCUACUUUAUUGACUGGAUAUAUGGACAAAUGCAGAAUGAAUGAUGGAAAUGUCAACGAACAUGAAGACAGACCUCAUCUAUUAAUCCAUGGUACUUACUUACUUACUUUAUCAUACACUUUGCACUUUGAAUCCAAGACACCACUGGAACUUACUGAUGACUACAAAAAAACUAACAAAGAUUGUACAAAUAUCACUGAUGUAUCAUUUCAUUAUUUUUCUACAUCUGUUACUACUACAGCUGAAUGUUUGUAUGUGAACAAAAUCAAGCUAUUUUGUUGUAAUAAAACAAAUUUUGCCACAAACA
This is a messenger RNA of Lates calcarifer (barramundi perch), 2024 nucleotides long. RefSeq names its product transmembrane serine protease 2 (gene tmprss2). Gene Ontology annotation, cellular component: membrane. The transcript has 15 exons. Gene Ontology annotation, biological process: proteolysis. Bases 325 to 1761 code for a protein of 478 amino acids. The record is from RefSeq and is a predicted model, not a curated record. NCBI's taxonomy places the organism in Eukaryota, Metazoa, Chordata, Actinopteri, Centropomidae. Gene Ontology annotation, molecular function: protein binding; serine-type endopeptidase activity.